AUGGCAGAGGCCUGGGGUCGGGCGGUCGCAGGCCAGCCCACCUUCCCCUCGCCCUCUCUUCCGCCCAUCCGACCGCCCUUCCGGGGCGACGGUGACGUCUAUGUCCGCGCGCUGCAGCUGGGGUCUCUGGGCUCGGUCUUCAGGGGCCGGAGUGACCGGAGCAGCGGCCAGGGAGACUCACUGUACCCCGUCGGGUACUUGGACAAGCAGGUGCCGGACACCAGCGUGCAGGAGACGGACCGGAUCCUGGUGGAGAAGCGCUGCUGGGACAUCGCCCUGGGCCCCCUCAAACAGAUCCCCAUGAACCUCUUCAUCAUGUACAUGGCCGGCAACACCAUCUCCAUCUUCCCUACCAUGAUGGUGUGCAUGAUGGCCUGGCGGCCGGUCCAGGCCCUCAUGGCCAUUUCAGCCACUUUCAAGAUGCUAGAGAGUUCAAGUCAGAAGUUUCUUCAGGGUCUGGUUUAUCUCAUUGGGAACCUGAUGGGCUUGGCACUGGCUGUUUACAAGUGCCAGUCCAUGGGGCUGUUACCUACACACGCGUCAGAUUGGUUAGCCUUCAUCGAGCCUCCAGAGAGAAUGGAGUUCAGUGGUGGAGGACUCGUUUUGUGAACUUGAGAAAGAAGCUCCUUGAACCUAAAGUAAAUGGACCUUAUUUAUAUCCUGCUCUAGGCCUAGUAGCUCCUAAAUGUGCUCACUCUUAAAAUAACCACUGACAAUACCCAAAAUCUCUUUUCCAUGGUGAGGAGACAAACGCUAAAUGAUAAUAUGACUACAAAUACAAAAGAAAAUCUUACCACAACCCCUGCCUGAAAAUAAUGUAGAAAACUUUAUUUAUGUGUCAGUACAGAGCAAAACAAUACAAGCAGAACUAUGUAAACAGGAGUGUUUCAAUAAAUUAAAUGCUUUUAAAAAGUUGCACAAAUUUCCUUUGAAUCUAUAUUUUACUGCUAUUUAACAUAAGCUGAAAUAAUUCUAUUGGGGACGCAUGUGGGAAAAGUGAGAAACCAAUGCUGUAUGCAAAUUAAACAUGAUGAAAAGAAAAAACGAGAAAAAAGAGCACGUAAAUA
Messenger RNA from Dipodomys ordii (Ord's kangaroo rat), 1067 nucleotides. It is a transcript of the gene Emc4, whose product is annotated as ER membrane protein complex subunit 4. The record is from RefSeq and is a predicted model, not a curated record. Bases 1 to 609 code for a protein of 202 amino acids. Lineage: Eukaryota; Metazoa; Chordata; Mammalia; Rodentia; Heteromyidae. Gene Ontology annotation, biological process: protein folding in endoplasmic reticulum. Gene Ontology annotation, cellular component: EMC complex. The transcript has 5 exons.